AUGUCGACCAAGCCAGACUCCCAGCCAACCAUUCCUAAGGCCAAGCGAUCGCAGGCUACGACGAAAGCCAAGAAUGAUCAAAAAAAACCUCCAGUAGAUUUCCUCUGGAUUAACGCCCAGGAGGAGGAUCCCCGAGAUCGCGAUGCCUCCCGGGAGAAACAAGCCUUCAUCCGGGCGAGGCAUCAUAGGUUGAAGAAAGAAUCCCAGAUGCGAAGCUUGAAAACAUCGAUGCAGCAACGACCAGCUGAGAGCGAUUCCAUACCAUCUGAGGCAGCAAGCCGGGAUCACACUUCCGAUGACUCAAGUAGUCAAAAAUCUCAAAAUGAUCGUUUCUUGAUCACUCAGCCUCCCGUUCUGUGCCAAUCUCUCGAGGCAUGCAUUUCGAUGGCCUUUCCAUACCUCUCUCGCCCAACUAAUCAGAGUAUGACGCUAUAUCUUCAACACUACCAAGUUCACGCCACAAAAUUAUGCUUCCCGUUGGGAGAUAACCAGAUUACGUUUCGAUAUUUACAGAUGGCACUCAAUUAUCCAGCCCUAGUGCAGAUUCUCCUUUCCACAAGUGCCUUUCACCGGGCCACUGUACACUACGUCAGCGGUGCACCGCCUCAGAUAAUCCAGAGCUCGACGCAAGAUGCCAUUCGUUUGCGAUCGGAAACAAUCAAGUCGCUUCAGGGGAUCCUGAUCAAGCCUUACGAAUUUUAUUCCGAGGCCACACUCAGAGUUAUUGCCCAUAUUAUGUGUGUUGAGGCAGCCGAGGCAAAUGUACUAGCAGUCCGCGCUCAUGAAAAGGCUAUCAAGAAAAUCAUUGAUGCUCGGGGUGGACUAAACAAUUUGGGAUAUGAUGCACUUUCUAUACUAUACGUUUGCGACCUCAUGAGAGGACUCAUUAAUGAACAUCCCGUUCAACUAAAUAAAUCUUGGAAAUGGGAGUUCAAAGUACACAGGGAGUGUUCUUUCCUUCGGGAAGACUUCGAUAUCAAGACGUUUGUUGGACGCCGUUUCUUCAAUUCUCCUUGGUCCUCGGAUCUCCAUUCAGAACUCGUCUCGACUCUGCGCUCAUUGCAAACGCUCGUGUCGUUAUAUGAGAAUGUGAAUUCCUCAUCAUGGAAACAGACACGCAUGGACAAUGAUGGACUCCUUCUCUUAAAUCACGAAUUACUAUCGCUGGCACACGACCGCUCCUUGCCUGCCUUCCAAGAUACCCUCCGACUGGCAGUCUUGAUAUAUACUGUGAUUCGAAUCCGUGGCUUCGGAGGGAUGCCCUGUGCAGAUAUUUUCGUCGCUACCCUUCGAAAAAGUCUCCAAAAAAGCUUCGCCUCUCUCGAAACAACAGCCCCAGAUCUACUCCUCUGGAUCUUAUUCAUCGGCAGUCUGGCCUCAAGAGGACGAAACUGCCAUACUUGGGUUUUGCAAAGCCUCCGUGAAGUCGCCACAGAACUUUCACUUGAGAAAUGGGACUGUGCGGUUGUUGUUCUUCAGGAAUACUUCUUCGUCUGCAGACCAUCUGAUGGAGCCGUGAAAGAAAUGUGGAAGUCGGCGUUCCAACAAAGGUUAAUGAGGGUUGUGGAGGAAUGA
Messenger RNA from Penicillium cataractarum, 1575 nucleotides. RefSeq lists its product as uncharacterized. Bases 1 to 1575 code for a protein of 524 amino acids. The transcript is spliced from 4 exons. The record is from RefSeq and is a predicted model, not a curated record. NCBI's taxonomy places the organism in Eukaryota, Fungi, Ascomycota, Eurotiomycetes, Eurotiales, Aspergillaceae.